Coregonus clupeaformis (lake whitefish) is the source of this 1309-nucleotide messenger RNA. RefSeq lists its product as uncharacterized. The transcript has 10 exons. The record is from RefSeq and is a predicted model, not a curated record. Lineage: Eukaryota; Metazoa; Chordata; Actinopteri; Salmoniformes; Salmonidae. Bases 9 to 1106 code for a protein of 365 amino acids.
CUGAAACUAUGUCAACGGAGAAGAAACAGCUGCUUUUUGAGGGCUUCUUGAAGAAAAGGAAAGAUACACUGAAAAUGAAGUGGGCAACCUAUUGGUUCAGGCUCCAAAACACAACACUGUUCUUCUACACUAGGAAACAUGGGAGUGCUUCACACCUAAGAGGCCUGUACUACAUCUACACUGUGCAGUCUGUGCGUGAGAUUCAGAGGGAGAAGGGUAAGCACUACGUCUUUGAAAUCACCAUGAAGAAUGGGAAGAGGAAAGUACUGGCUGCAGAGACAGCUGAUCUGAGGACGGAGUGGAUUGGCCAGCUGUGGAGGGCCAUGCAUCUCUCAGGCCCAGGGGGUACAGACCCAGGCUGCAUACGACAGCAGGAUGUGAGGUCUGAUGACCUGAGGGUCAGAGGUCACUCCAGCACCUAUAGCAGCUCAGAAUGUGACAGCAUGAUGGAACCACUUGGGGUUCAUCGAACCCUCUCUGCACCUCUCACCCCCUUCAACCCUGACAAAGACCUAGACCAGGGGGACAGGAGUACCCACUGCCUCUCUGGCCCCCUCACCCCUGACCAAAAUCUGGGGCACAGGGCUACCCUCUCUCUCUCCCUCACUGACAAGCUCAGUAGUGAGGAAGCCAUAUGCCAGAACACCAUCUCACAUUGUGGAGAGGAGGAUAAGAACAGUGUCCAUAGACUUAGUGGGAGAUGUGAGGAGAAGAGAGAAGAAGAAGAGGAGGAGGAGCAUAACGAGGAAGAGGGUCACUACGACAUUCUACCAGCCCCCCGGAACUCUGAGUAUCACAUCAACCAAACAGAUGAAGAUUUGACAGAUGGAGAGGGCCUCUAUGACUUCCCAUUGUCCAACAGGAGGGCAAGUGACUGCCAAAAUUAUAGUGAGAUGACAGAGAGCAUCUAUGACGUCCCCAGUUCCCUAAUGAGGAAAAUGUCUGAACACACACUUGAGCCUUACCCUGGAGGUGAGAUACCGGUGGAGGACAGGGGCCUCCUGGAUGACAUGAUGGCCAGUCUGGGCGGAGGGACGGUGGGCUGGAUAACAGGUGCUCCUACUGGCUCUGUGGAGGCCUACGGGCUGGCUCAUCAUGGCUCUUAGGACUGGUAUAUAGUAUAGGCUGGUAUAGACUCUGGAUAAUAUAGACUGUGUUAUCCUCAUUCAAAUGGUUCUAUAAAGCUUGAUGCAUUCUGUUAGAGAUGUAAAUAUGUUUACAUUUUAUGGAAUAAAUCUAAUAUGUCAUGAUAUUCUAUUCUAUUUGUCACGGUUUCGGCCGAGGCUGCUCCUUCUCCUUGUUCGGGCAG